AUGGACGAGCUUCUGUCAAAACACCGCAAAGAGCAAAAGGAUCUCCAAGGGCGGAUAACGCAAAAGAAAAAGUCCGCCACCAAGAGAACCCGCAAAGGAGUCAACGAUGAAUGUGAGCAAUUGCAGCACGCUUUGUCCGAGAAACAGCAAGCCGAGAUUGCACAGUUAAAUGGAGAACCCACUGAAGAUCUCGAAGGCCUCAGUCUGGAAGAUGAUCAGCCGGCAGGUGACGAGGACUCGAAACAAGACCAGCCUACCGAGCCACAAGAAGCAGAACCAACAGCCCAACUCACCCUGGAGCCUUCCUCUGCAUCGCACCCAAGAAAGCCAAACCGCCAAAAAGCUCGUCUCGCGCGGCGUGCGGCUGAGCAAGCCGCCCAGUCAACCGCCGCAGCAGAAGAAGCCGCAACGCAAACAAACUACAGAGGCAACGAACAGGAGGUCAUGGACGCUGUGUUCAAGAAGCUGGGUCUGAAGGAAAUAGAAGUGACUCCGGAUGGGCACUGCCUCUACUCAGCAGUUGCCAAACAGCUCGAUGAGUCCGGACUCGGUUUGCGGCCGGACCCAAGCCGAAUCGUCCUCCAGCCCGCGACACAGUCACGCAUCGAUACUGUCGCCUCCCCACAACACGACGGCUACCGAGCUGUUCGAGCUGUGACAGCGGAUUUCAUUAUGGAACAUAAAGAGGACUUCGAAGCGUUCAUGGAAGAGCCCCUGGAGUCAUAUACGCGGAAGAUCAAAUUGACUGCCGAGUGGGGAGGGCAGUUAGAGCUGCAGGCGAUUGCCCGAGCGUACGGGGUGGAAAUCAACGUUGUACAGAAGGAUGGGCGAAUGGAGAAGAUCGAAUCCGGCGAGAGCGACAACUUCGACGAGGAGGAGAAGCGCAAACGCGUUAUCUGGCUCGCUUACUACCGCCACACCUACGGACUCGGCGAACACUACAAUGCCCUUGUGAAGAAGUCCUAA
This is a messenger RNA of Penicillium egyptiacum, 966 nucleotides long. The record is from the annotation of a GenBank genome assembly. Lineage: Eukaryota; Fungi; Ascomycota; Eurotiomycetes; Eurotiales; Aspergillaceae.